UUGUUAGACUAAACUCUCCUCGUUCCGGUCUACUCUAUUAACUCUCUCUGUCAGUCUCUUACACACACACACACUAGACAGAGACUUGUUUGGCUACUUCAUUUUCCCUCCAACUCACUCCAUCCUUCAUUACAUCAAUGUAAGAACACAAACAAUACUAUAAUAUUCACACACACUUAUUUUGUGUUUACACACAGCUGUGUGAAAAUGGUGACCGGAAAAGUAAUGGGGCUUCAGAGAACAUCGGCGAACCCUAAAGCAACUGCGCCCAGAAAGCAAACGCCGGCUUUGAGCUCGGAUAAGAUGACCCAGAAGGCCCCUUCACGCUCUUUUGGGGGUUAUUUUCCACGCGCCUCCGCGCAGGUGCAGCCACGGCCGCCGGAUGUGGCUGAGCUUCACCACCUGCUUGAUGAAAUGCGCCAGAGAGAGGCCCUUUUGAAGGCGGAGGUUGUGGAGCUGAGAAAGUUUAAGGGGAAUGCUGAGAUUGUUUCGAGUCUUGAAAGUAAGGUGGCGUGGAAGGAGAGUGAGGUUAGGAGAGCUGAGAAAAUGGUGGGUUGUUUGGAGGAUGAGAAUGAGAGGUUGAGACAGGAAGUGGAGAUGUUGCAUUGUAAGUUGUCUGAGGUGAGUAGGGAGAGUGGGGAUAGGAUUAAGGUUUUGGAAGAGAAGGUUUCGGAGUUGAGUCGGAUGAAGGAUGCUCAAGAAGGGUCUAAAUCGCAGAGGUUUAAGGGGAAAUUUAAUGUGAAGAAGAAUGGGAAUGUUCUUGAGAAGUUUGAUUAUUUGGAGCAAUCGAAAGGGAAGGAGAAGGAGGUAGAAUUAGAACUUACAUUGCCGAAGGAGAGUGUUGAUUUUGCCGCGUCAGCUGAAUCUCGGUUGCCUAGGAUUCCAAGACCUCCACCGAGGCUGAAUGUUUCUUGUUCUGAUUCUGCGGGAUGUUUAGAGCCAUCAGUUUCAGCUUCGGGAUUAGUGAAGGUGGCGCCUCCACCUCCACCACCGCCCCCAAAGGGGUUAAUGGCGGGGGCAGGGAAGGUGAGGAGAGUGCCAGAGGUUGUGGAAUUUUAUCACUCUUUGAUGAGGAGAGAUUCGAGGCGAGAUCCUGGAGGCGGAGGAGGAAGUGAUGGGUUGCCGGUAACUGCAACUGCAAGGAAUAUGAUCGGGGAAAUUGAGAACCGGUCAGCCCACUUGCUUGCUAUAAAAUCAGAUGUUGAAACCCAAGGCGAUUUUAUUAGGUUCUUGAUCAAAGAAGUCGAGGAUGCUAAAUUUACAGAUAUUAAAGAUGUUGUUGCUUUUGUUAAAUGGCUUGAUGAAGAGCUUUCUUACCUGGUUGAUGAGAGAGCAGUACUUAAACACUUUCAAUGGCCAGAGAAAAAAGCUGAUACGUUAAGAGAAGCGGCAUUUGGAUAUUGUGAUGUCAAUAAACUGGUAUCGGAGGCAUCCUCUUUUAAGGAUGAUCCUCAGUUGCCCUUUGUUCCUGCUCUCAAAAAAAUGCAAGCGCUGUUUGAAAAACUAGAGACAGGUGCUUACAAUCUCUCGCGCACUAGGGAAUUGGCUGCUCAACGUUAUGAAGGGUUCCAUAUUCCAAUUGAUUGGAUGCUGAAUUCCGGAUUUACAAGUCAGAUAAAGCUAGCAUCUGUAAAAUUAGCGAUGAAGUACUUGAAAAGAGUUUCAGCAGAGCUUGAAAUGGUAGGUGGUGGUUCUGAAGAAGAAGAAUUGAUAGUUCAAGGAGUAAAGUUUGCCUUUCGGGCACAUCAGUUUGCAGGAGGUUUUGAUACGGAAACAAUGAGGGCAUUUCAAGAGCUGAGAGAUAAAGUAAAAUUGUGCCGUAUUCAAUGCCAAAGUCACUAACAGAGAUCUGCUGCAGGCCUACAUUUUGCUGAAACAUAAAGAACUUUCUGAUUCUAAGAACUUGGCAGGAUAUCAAUGACGGUAUAACAGUAAAAAAAGGGAAAGAAAGAAAGAGAAACGUCCAAGAUCAUUUCUGAAAAUGAUCAACUAUCAUUUCUUGCUAGAAUGCCAAGUAUCCAAAUGCCAAGAGGUAACUAAGCUUCAUAUCACAGAAGUGUGGCAUCACAUUUUGUUGUAAAGACUAAGAAUAGAACACUUACUAGAAAAUGCUGUGAUAAUGUAUUUAAAGUUAAUGAGAAAUUCAAGGAUGAGCAUCUCCUUUUGUGUA
Molecule: messenger RNA, 2170 nt
Organism: Daucus carota subsp. sativus
Lineage: Eukaryota; Viridiplantae; Streptophyta; Magnoliopsida; Apiales; Apiaceae
Product: protein INCREASED PETAL GROWTH ANISOTROPY 1-like
Exons: 6
Coding region: 208-1842 (544 amino acids)
Biological process (GO): chloroplast organization
Cellular component (GO): chloroplast outer membrane
Source: RefSeq, a predicted model, not a curated record